UCAUCAAAUCAAUGAAUUUUGUAGCAAUGAAUGGCGCUAUUUAAAUAAUUCGAAUUUCGAUACAAUCGAUUGUUUACGAUUGUGAGUGGUUUUCAUGCGCGUUUUUUUAAUGAUUGGAUGAUCAAAAUUUUCAAUUAUAAUUUAAAAGAUGAAGAUUGCCGUUGUCGGAUGUCUACAUGGAGAAUUGGACAUUGUAUAUCAGCAAAUUGAAAAUUUUGAAAAAAGUAAAAACAUUAUUAUCGAUUUAGUGCUAAUAUGUGGUGAUGUUCAAACAAUUCGAAAUGAAAAUGAUUUUAAAUGUUUAGCUGUACCGCCAAAAUAUCGCCGUCUUGGCGAUUUUCAUCAGUACUAUUUUGGUGAUAAAAUUAUUCCAAAAUUAACAUUGUUCAUUGGUGGUAAUCAUGAAGCAUCGAAUUAUCUUCAAACAUUACCGUAUGGCGGUUGGGUGGCGCCCAACAUGUAUUACCUUGGAUAUUGUUCAGUCAUUAGAUUUGGACCAUUACGAAUCGGUGGAAUCUCCGGUAUAUUCAAACAACAUGAUGCUAAAUUAGGACAUUUUGAAUGUUUGCCAUAUGAUCAGGGAACAAUGCGAUCAAUAUAUCAUAUGCGAGAAAUGGAAAUCUAUAAAUUACUUCAAUUACCUCGAACAGAUAAUUAUAAAAAUCAAUUGCUCGAUAUUUUCAUGUCACAUGAUUGGCCCAUAAACAUUCAUCAAUGUGCAACCGAACGUAAUUUGAAUAAUCUUUUGAAUCGUAAACCAUUCUUUCGUCAGGAAAUUGAACAAUGUCGUCUUGGUAAUCCAUUACUUCAACCAUUAGUUCAUCAUUUCAAACCGAAAUAUUGGUUCGCUGCACAUUUACAUGUAGGAUUCAAUGUGACUGUAACACAUUCUAAUUCACAAGAACAGGUAUCUAGUGAAUCGAAUCAAUCGCUGCCCGUAAUUGAAACGCAAUUUCAAGCAUUAGAUAAAGUUUUACCAAGAAGGUAUUUUCUACAUAUUGAAGAUAUCAAAAUCGAUCAAGAUAAUAAUGUAGUCAACGAUUCAUUGAAGUUUGAAUAUGAUCCAGAAUGGUUAGCCGUAUUGAAAAAAACCGAUCACCUUUGGAAAGGAUCUCGUGAACAGAUAAAUGGAAUCAACAUUUUCAAUUGUGCUAAUGAAAUUGAAAUUACUCAGAAUGAUCUCGAUGAAAUUGCUAAACAAUUUUCAGAUGGUGAUUUUUCCAUACCAAAUAAUUUUCAACCAUGUAAACCAGUAUUGGAUCGUACAAAUGAUUCAGAUGCAUCAAGAAAAAUCAACUAUACAAAUCCACAGACAACUAGCUUUUGUUCAAAGCUAGGAAUCUGGGAUCCUAACGAAAUGUUCAUAGAACAAAAAGCUGAUGACGUAAAAAAUCCUGAUGAAAUUGAUCUCGACUCUAGUAAUGAUGAAGAUGACGAUUUAGAUAAAUCAUCAAAUAAUAAACGUAUGAAAUCUGAUAUGUUUUUCAUUGACACAAAGGGUACACUUUAAACGUAAUCAUCACUAUCAUUUGAAUUUUUUUAUGUAAAUAACUAUGAAUAGAAAAAAAAAUUUAUGAAAAUUCAAAGAUUUAAUCAAGGACAUUUUUCGAAAUUUUUUCAAAUGGCAUUUUAUUCGAACGUUUAACUAAAAAAAACUGCCAAACCUGUCCACAAUCAAUAAACAAAAAUAAAAAUAAAAACAAAAAUAAAAAAAAAAUAAAAAUAAAAAAAUUCACCAUGUUUGUAGAUAUUUAUUCGUAAUGAAAAAAUGUCUUCCAUGGAAUCACGUCAAGUAGAGAUUGCGUUUGAUUAUUGCAGAUUUAUCAAAUCUUUGUAUAUUUGGCGCGAAAGGAGAAAGUUGGAUUCCCACUAAGAAACUUUAUUUUAUUUUUUAUAUAAACCCUCGAAUCGUUAAUUCAUUUUUUCAUUCAUUCAUUUUCAAUUUAUAUUCUUCAUAAAUCGAUUAUAAGACAAGCUUUUCACUCAUUUAUCAACUAUUCAACGAUGGCUAAUUAUAUCAAUCAAAAUUUAAAUCUAUUGAAUGAUUCUUAUCAUAUAAUAAUGAUGCAAUAUUAUAACCAAUCUUGUCGACCAUUUUGGUUGGAUCUUCGACAAACAACAUUCGAUUCAUUUCGAUUGAACAAUUAUUUUUUUGCUGAAAUUUUAUCCAUCGUAAUGGUAACCUGUAUUGUUUGGAACUUACGUCAUUCAUGGUUUGAAAGAUUUAUUGAUAAUUUGAUUGCCAAUAAAAUUCUUAUUCCAGAAGAUCGAAAUAAGUUUGAUGAAAAUUUUUGGACCUUCAUACAUCGUAUUAUACUAUUUCUGUUUGCAUGGAAAAUUGUAUCCGAAACCGAUGAUUUUAUCAAUAUUGGCAAUUACAAUAAAACCAUUCCGACACAGAUUAAAUUAUUUUUCCUGUUUGACAUUUGUGAAUAUAUUCGUUCAGCAAUAGAAUUAAUUGUUGGCUGUAAAAAAUAUAAAGAUAAUUUGAUAUUCUUUAUGCAUCAUAUGGUUGUCAUAAUAUGUUUAACAUUGACAUACAUGGUACGACAACAUUUACUUGCGGUACUAUCCAUAUACAUCUUAGAAUGGAGCACGAUUUUUGUAUUUAUGCGUUCUAUUCUUAAAUUAAAAUUUUCUCGAUUACAAUGUUCAAUGGCCAGUUAUAAUAACAUAUUUCGAACAAUAUGGUUUUUUGUAACGCUAACUGUUUGGAUACCAAAUAGAUUAUAUAAAUAUCCUUUUUUCAUGAUACCACUUGCAGGUGAUACAGCACAAAAGCAUUGUCAACUGGAAACAUUAUCCACUAUAAUCAUCGCUUACAGCCUAUUGUAUAUUAUCUACUUGAUAAAUUUUUAUUGGACAUUUUUAUUGUUCAAAAGUGUAUACAUCAUACACCAACGUGGAAUAGAAAACUUUGAAGAUUACCGAGAUACAGAUGUAUUAGUAGAAAAAAAAAAAAAUUGUAAAUAAAAAUUUUUUUUUAUUGAUUUUGAA
Molecule: messenger RNA, 2997 nt
Organism: Dermatophagoides farinae (American house dust mite)
Lineage: Eukaryota; Metazoa; Arthropoda; Arachnida; Sarcoptiformes; Pyroglyphidae
Gene: ldbr
Product: lariat debranching enzyme
Biological process (GO): mRNA splicing, via spliceosome
Cellular component (GO): nucleus
Molecular function (GO): RNA lariat debranching enzyme activity
Source: RefSeq, a predicted model, not a curated record